AUGAGCAUCGAUUUGAGGCAAUCAAUUUAGCAGGAUAAGCAAAAAAUGAAAGAUGUCAGUAAGAGGCAUCAAAUGUGGUUAGGAGGUUUUUUAACAGAAACUAAUUGGGUUUCCACUGACAAAAAUAAUUUAAUUGAAUCUCCUAAUAAAACGGUAAAGAGUGAAUAAAAAAUGGGUAUGACUUCUGCCUUGAGUCCAAUGGCUACUUUUCAUUCAAAUAAAUUUAUUCCAUUUAUCCACGAACGAGAUAGCGUCGGCAGAUUAAUAAGAGAAGAAAACUCUGACUAAAAUAACGAAAAUGAUCUAGAUCAAGAUAGCUAAUCUAGAAAAAAUAGCAAACAUUAUUCUACUGAUAAUAGAUUAGACAAGUCCAAUUUGUUUUCAUAGAAGAAUUUACAGCUAGCAUCCAGAACAUAGAGUUUAAAUCAUCUCCUUUUUGAUACCAUAAUUAUGCCAGGCUCUAAUGGAAAAAAAAAGUAAUAAGUAAUUAUGGACGAUAAAAGGACAUAUUAAAGAUCUAACUAUUUGGAGCUCAACAAAACUAAUGAGGAUGCUUAGUAAUAAAAUAAGCCAAAAUCCAUUAAUUAUUAAGAAUUUAAGAUAAAAACAAUUUAGCCAAAUAAAUUAAGAGAAACUCAUAGUUAGUUUUCUCCUUCUAAAGAGGGUAGCACCAAACCUAAUUCUCAGCAUUCAAAUGUUCGAGGAGGCGGAGGAACAGUAAAAUAGCCUCGUUUAGGUUUUAAUGAUUAAUAUCAUGAAAACAAGGUACCUUCAAUAGGAUAUUAUAAUGUCACUCAUAAUUUAAUAGAACCAAGAGUACAUGGAAUUUUUAUAAAGGGUAAAGAUAAACAUUUUAACAAGAUACGUCCAUCUAAUUUUGAAGGAAAUCCUCACUUGAUGAAUUUUAAGCAAACAGAUAAAUAUGUUUCAACUCCAGAUUUCUAAAAAUCUCUUGCAAGAAGUUAAACAAAUUACAAGUGGGCACCUGAAAUAUACUAGGAAGAAAUAAACAAGUUGAAAGAAUCUUAAAAGGGAUUUAAGCUAGACAACAAGCAACUUGAGUCAGACUAUCAAUUCUAUAUAAAAAUGCAAAAAAAAUAUCCGUUAAAAUAAUUAUAAUUCAUAGAAGAAAUGCCAAAAACAAAAUUUCACCAACCUCCGAACAAGCAAGAAAUAAAAGAACUUACCAAAAAUAUUCUUAAAAAAUUUGGAUUCGAUAUAGCAAGUAAAAAGUUCUCCUUUUUUAGAGAAAAAUACACUAUAAACUUAUGA
Tetrahymena thermophila SB210 is the source of this 1272-nucleotide messenger RNA. RefSeq lists its product as hypothetical. NCBI's taxonomy places the organism in Eukaryota, Ciliophora, Oligohymenophorea, Hymenostomatida, Tetrahymenidae. The record is from RefSeq and is a predicted model, not a curated record. The transcript has 6 exons.